AUGGGUUGGUCUGCAAAUAAUGCCAAGUUGUCCAUUUCUCAAGUGGCAUUGGCAGCUAUGACUCUAUGGAGCCUUUGGAAAUGUCGCAAUAGCAAACUUUGGGACAAUGUUGAUACACCGUCGCUUGUGGUUUGUAAUCGAGCAAGAGACACACUCUAUGAAUGGAGCUAUAUGCAACAUGCAAACAAUCUGGUGCAAGAAAUAACACAUGAUGCGUUGUGGGAGAAGCCUCCGCUGACAGUUGUUAAAUGUAAUGUUGAAUGCGCAUUGUUUAACAAUAACUCUAUCAUGGGCUAUGGUUUAUGCUUUAGAGACUCCAUGGGUCAUUUUCUGCCUGGCAUGUCUAAUUAUGAGUUUCUUAGAGUCACUCCAUCUGAGGCGGAAGCUACCGGACUUCUUGAAGCAGUCAAACUGGCUAUUGCUCGAGGCAUGCAAUCUGUUAUCUUCAAAUCUGAUUGCAAAAUUGUGGUGGAUGCUGUGAACUCUAGUGUCAACCCCCACAAUGAACUUGGUGACAUUAUUUUUUAUUGUAAACAACUUUUGUCUUUGCACGCUAACUUUUCUGUGCGUUUUGUAAGGAGACAAGCAAAUAAGGUAGCUCAUAACAUAGCUAGAGCUUCCUUAUCCCACCCUAGCCCCCAUAUUUUCUUUGAUGUACCGUCUAGUUUGAACACUUUAUUAUUGAAUUAUAUGAAUUAA
Messenger RNA from Medicago truncatula (barrel medic), 699 nucleotides. RefSeq lists its product as uncharacterized. The transcript is spliced from 2 exons. NCBI's taxonomy places the organism in Eukaryota, Viridiplantae, Streptophyta, Magnoliopsida, Fabales, Fabaceae. The record is from RefSeq and is a predicted model, not a curated record. Gene Ontology annotation, molecular function: RNA-DNA hybrid ribonuclease activity; nucleic acid binding. Bases 1 to 699 code for a protein of 232 amino acids.